This is a messenger RNA of Danaus plexippus (monarch butterfly), 562 nucleotides long. RefSeq lists its product as uncharacterized. NCBI's taxonomy places the organism in Eukaryota, Metazoa, Arthropoda, Insecta, Lepidoptera, Nymphalidae. The coding region runs from base 55 to 498 and encodes 147 amino acids. The transcript has a single exon. The record is from RefSeq and is a predicted model, not a curated record.
UUGAGAUGGAGUAAUCAUCAGUUUCUCUACGACUAGUGCUUAACACAGACCACAAUGUACAAGCUGGUGGUGUUGUCUGCCUUGAUUGCCUUAGCGGCUGGAAGCCCUAUCGCUCCACUUUGGGGAGCUCCUUGGGGUGCCGUAAUUGCUCCUGCACCACUCGCAGCUGCACCUUUGGCUAUAGCUGCAGGUAUCGGAGCAUCCAAUUAUAGAGGACCAUUAUCUCUUGCACCCGGACAACCUGCUAGCAUCUUGGCUGCUGACGGUAGACCACUGGAUACCCUGGAUGUUAAUGUGGACAAGGCUGUGCACUACACUGCCAAGGCACUGAAUGGACUCAAUGGUCACAUAUUAAAGAAAAGGUCAAUCGUCGCUGCUCCAUUAGUAGCAGGUCCCGUAGCCGUAUCUAGCGUUGCAAGUCUUCGCAUACCAGCUGCUGGUAUUAUUGCCCCCGCACCAAUCGCAGUAGCAGCCCCUUGGGGAUGGCGUCACUGGUGAAAUCCUUAAAAAAAAUAUUCUCACAUUUAAUUAUGAUUGGAAAAUAAAAAAGAGAGUUACCUUA